AGAAAGUAGCCCACUUAAUAUGCAAAACAUUUAAAUCAAGACCGAAUACUCUCAUUUAAGCCAUAUUAUGUUAUGCAAUACCAUCAAUGUAAAUGGAAUGCAAAUAAAUAAAUGAAAAUGAAAUGCUCCUGCCUUUCUUAGAGGAUUAUACCUCAUUUUACACCCUAAUGCAGUAAGGGUAUUCUUUAUACAGAACAAUGCAGGCUGAAAUGCGGCAAUAUACGCACCCUUUCAUAAGAACCUAAUGAGCCUUGUUAGGCUGGGUAUUCGGAAGAUCACUCAAAUGCUUGAUCAAAACUCUGAUUUACGGUUGAUUUACUCUGUUCAGCCGAGCAUAACUAAUUGUCCAACGGCGUCGGUCAAGGAGGCAAAUGGGUGCUUUACUCGUUUUAAAAAAUGGCUAGCGGCCAGGGAAAAUAGUUUAGCUCGGAUAUUUUGCCACAUAUAGAAUACGCUAUCUCCUGCUAUCUCAGCCUGCCGCCUCGGGAUGUAUAUCGCUUAUUGCCUCGGCUCUCGGUAAUCAACUCUUGCUUUGUGUCGUAGAAGAAACAUGUCUGGAUAUUCCAGGGAAACACGCACUUAUCACUUCACCGAAGACAAGAUGUCAAGUAACACCCGAGAGUUUGAUGAAGUUUUUCACCACGUGAAGGAAUUCGGACCAUACCAAUUCUUCUGGUACAACUUUCUUUACGCUUUCACCACCCUUCCCAUGAUGCCGCCGCUGACAAAUAUCCUGUUCGCUAUGGGCAUCCCGGAUUUUCACUGUGCGGACGAUAAUACCACAUGUUCGGCCAACACUUGUUGUGAUAAUUGUACGAAUUACGCGUACGAUGGUCCCUUUACUAGCGUUGCCUCGGAGUGGGACCUGAUCUGCGACAAGGCUGCUGUGGUUCCGUUACUACAGAUGAUGUUCUACGUUGGAAGCCUUCUCCUUUCUCCUGUGAUUGGACCGCUCUCGGAUAGGUUUGGUCGCAAGAAAUGCCUGUUUGGUUCCAUGGCAAUUGCGGUUUGUAAUUUUCUCCUAGUUCGCCUCUUAGUGAAAGAGACGAAUUACGGAAAGUUCUGCGGUGGUCUAGGAUCAGCUUUCGCCAAUAGCGUCCCUCUUUUUGGCUUCAUGGAGUUCGUUCUAGGGUGUGGGUACGUCGGGGUGGUUCUGUCCGUCUACACGCUGAACAUGGAGCUUGUUGGCCCAGCCAGGAGGACCCUCGCCGGAAAUCUCAACGAAUUCUACUGGACUUUUUCGUCGCUUUUCUCAAUGAUGCUUGUCUAUCUUAUCCGUGAGUGGAGAACUCUGGUCUGGGUGUCUGCUCUUCCCUGCUUGGUUCUUCUUUUUCUCUACCCGCUAGUCCCAAGAUCCCCUCGCUGGCUCGUAGCUCACGGUCAUUUGGAUGAAGCAAUGACGGUCCUGUUGAGAUUUGGCGGGAAAAAUAACAAGGCUGUAGACCAGGUAAAGCUGCGUGCCUUGGUCGAUGAAAUCCGUGCGAACCAGACACUCAAGGAAUCCGACAAGACGAGGCGCACUCCAAUAGAUCUCUUACGGACACCAAAAAUGCGAAAAUGGAUUAUGAUUCUUUCAUAUAACUGGUUCGUGACAAAUCUUGUGAGUAAUGCGCUGUUCCUGGUCAUGUUAAACCUCGCCGGAAAUCUCUAUCUCAACUCAACACUGUAUUCUGUCGUGGUAGUCCCGAUGCUGCCUUUUACAUGGCUACUUAUGAAAAGUAUUGGCCGACGACUGACUAAUGCAGUGCUUUUUGCCUUAUGUGCUGUGAUCUGUAUUCUUGUGUCAGUUUUUCCAGAUAAGGGCAUGCUCACCACCGGUCUGGCAAUCACUGGGUUCGCUUUCGUUUACGGAACGUGGACCACAACAUAUAUCUUGACCACCGAGCUCUUCCCAACGGUGAUCAGAAAUACCGCUCUCAGCGCCGGGUCCACUGUUGGUAGGCUUGGCGGGAUAAUAUCUCCUUAUAUAGCAAUGAUUGGCAGCCUUAAUGGAAUGAACAUGAGUCUGCCAAUGGGAAUCUUUGCGGGUCUGACGUCACUAGCUGUAAUGGCAACCUACUGGCUUCCAGAGACCAAGUUCUCACCAAUGCACCAGACAAUUGAAGAGGCGGAGGAAGCAGUUGACUAUUAUGGGAUACCGUGCUGCGAGCGCCCAGCAAUAGCAACAACCUCAUCUCUUAUAACCUAAAAAGCUGCACUAUUAACAUUUGUGCAAUCUGGGAAAUGCCGAUGUCUGGCAUCCUCGGAAACCCCCCAUAGUACCCCGCGGUUAACAGAAAAUUAAGAAAUGUGCCUUCUUUAAGCAUUAACAAAUAUCAUUGUGGUUAUGUAGUACAGCGGUAAUUUUAAUUCGGAUUGAACAAUAAAAUAUGGCAAAUAUCCUACUUAAAUAUGUCGGAAAGUCGCACCUGAAAUAUUUAUUUUGAGAUCCGCGGGUCGGGUAUGUUUAAAAUGCAAAUACUACAUCCUUGCGGCUUAAACAAAAUACAACAAUUGCAGAUUUCUUAAGUAGGGUGUGAAUAGUACUUUGAGGUGCUUAUUCUUGAAAUAACGACCGCCUCUAGUUUCCGAGCCCGCAAUCCGGCGAAGGGGGCCAGCAACAGCUGAAAAUAGUUCCCGAGCUUGAAAAGUAGCUUAUAGGAAAUUUUGAUGUUUCUACAGCUCCUGUCGAAGAUAUUACCAAGUUAAACCUGUUUUGUCCGCGUUUAUCUCAACUCUUAUUUCUCAUAAAACCAAAUCACUUUCCUGGAAAUUUUUUCAAGGGCUCUGUGAUAAUAUAUGGUAGCUCUUUUACACACGAGCAUGUAUUCAGCAUAUAUUUUCCUCGACCUCUCGCUUCAAGUUAUUUACCUGAGUUUUAAAGUAUGUAUCAGUAAUAACCCAAAGAAUAGUGACUA
Nematostella vectensis (starlet sea anemone) is the source of this 2897-nucleotide messenger RNA. RefSeq names its product solute carrier family 22 member 15-like. The record is from RefSeq and is a predicted model, not a curated record. Gene Ontology annotation, biological process: transmembrane transport. Gene Ontology annotation, molecular function: transmembrane transporter activity. Gene Ontology annotation, cellular component: membrane. NCBI's taxonomy places the organism in Eukaryota, Metazoa, Cnidaria, Anthozoa, Actiniaria, Edwardsiidae. Bases 551 to 2188 code for a protein of 545 amino acids. The transcript has 9 exons.